AUGACGUCAGCAUCAUUGGAAGUUGCGCAAUUCAACAUUAAUCGCCCAGACGAAUGGCAACAAUGGCUGCGACGAUUUGAAAACAUGUGCCUCGCCAUGUCGGUUGACAACGCCGAGAGAAAGAAAGCGUUAUUAUUACAUUUUGCGGGACCUGAAGUUUUUGACCUGUAUGAGAAUUUGCCCGCACCGCCGAAUGCAGAUGAAAAUGAUAAUGUUUAUGCCAACACCGUUAAGAAAUUGGAUAAUUAUUUCGUGCCAAAGAUAAACAUUGAUUUUGAAUGUGAUGUUUUCAGGAAUGCAAAACAGAAAUUUGGCGAAAAUAUUGAUACUUAUGUGGCACGUUUGCGUAAAUUAGCUGUUACCUGUAAUUUUACGGAUGCUGAUCGUGAAAUAAAACAGCAAGUUAUUUCUGGUGGAUGUGAUUCUAGAGUUAGGGAAAAAGCUCUACAGCAGCGUAUGUCUCUUCGAGAACUUCUGGAUUAUGCAAAAAGUCUAGAACAAGCAAAGCAACAAACAAAACAAAUUGAACAACGUCACACGAGACCAGAGAAAUUAUAUGAAAUUGAUGUGCAGCGUGAAAAGAAUUCCGAUAGCAAAUCCAAGCCUAGAGCACCACAGCUUUCUUCGGCUAGAGGGGUGUCGUCCGUGCAAAAUAACAAUGUGGGUGUGAAAUGCAAUCCAAUCUAUCUUGAUCUUGACAUCGAUGGCAAAAACAUUUCUUGGGAAGUAGAUACAGGGGCUACACUAUCUGUCAUGUCUUUAGUGCAAUAUAAAAAGUUGUGGCCAAAAGCAGAAUUGAACCACACCGAUGUUAAACUGUCUACAUACACGGGGGAGUCUAUUCCAGUAGAGGGAGAAAGGGAUGUUACUGUAACGUAUCAAAAUGGUAACCCAAUGGUAUUGCCAAUCACUGUGGUAAGAAAUAGUAACCGCUGUAAACCAUUGCUGGGGAGAAAUUGGUUGAAACAUAUCAAACUUGAUUGGAAUUCAAUUUUCAAAAUUAACUAUUCUGAUGUUAAAAUCAGUACACUGCUUGAUAAGUAUCCUGAAUUGUCUUCACCUGGAUUAGGUUGUGCAAAAACUGAAGCUAAAUUGGAGAUUGAUGACAGCGUUAAGCCUAAAUUUUAUAAACCACGACCUGUACCUCUUGCACUCAAAGAAUUGGUCGAAGCUGAACUUGAUAGGCAAGUUGAAAUCGGUGUUUUGAAGCCAUGUAAAACAUCCGAUUGGGCUGCACCUAUGGUUACCGUAUUAAAAGCUGAUCAGAAGUCAGUUCGGCUCUGUGGAAGUUAUGACUUGACUGUAAAUAAAGCAAGUCGUCUUGAGCAGUAUCCAUUGCCAAAGGUGGAUGAAUUAUUGACUAAAUUUGCUGGUGGGGAAAAAUUCUCUGUUAUUGAUCUGAAAGAGGCAUAUCUGCAGAUACCAUUGGCAGAAGAGAGUCAAAAACCGUUUGUUUUGGAAACUGAUCACAAGCCACUUCUCGGUUUACUUGGGAAGAAUAAGCCACUUCCUGAUGCAGCUCCACCGAGAAUGAUCCGUUGGAAAGUAUUACUUGAUGGAUAUCAAUACGAAUUAGUGUAUGUUCCAGGUAAAAACCAAGCCAAUAGCGAUGCACUAAGUCGUUUGCCUUUGCCUGUUAAACCGGAUUAUUUACCGCCUUGUGGUAUGUAG
This is a messenger RNA of Styela clava, 1671 nucleotides long. NCBI's taxonomy places the organism in Eukaryota, Metazoa, Chordata, Ascidiacea, Stolidobranchia, Styelidae. The record is from RefSeq and is a predicted model, not a curated record.